AUGCCGCCAGCCGGUCCCGCCAGAGACGACAACGAAAAGCAGCAGGCCGCGCAACAAGCCGUCGACAUCCUGCAUGAGAUAUCCACCAUCCUAAAUUGCCAUCUCGACCGCCGCACACUGUCUAUCUGCAUCUCUAUGAUCGAGAAUGGCGUGAACCCUGAGGCCCUCGCGAACGUUGUCCAAUUUCUACGCAAGGAGGCGCAAAAGGCAGAUUUCGCGCAAAGCACUGGUCGAUGA
Daldinia childiae is the source of this 237-nucleotide messenger RNA. RefSeq names its product Mitotic-spindle organizing protein 1. The transcript has 3 exons. Gene Ontology annotation, cellular component: centrosome; interphase microtubule organizing center; spindle. Lineage: Eukaryota; Fungi; Ascomycota; Sordariomycetes; Xylariales; Hypoxylaceae. Bases 1 to 237 code for a protein of 78 amino acids. The record is from RefSeq and is a predicted model, not a curated record. Gene Ontology annotation, biological process: microtubule nucleation by interphase microtubule organizing center; mitotic spindle assembly; gamma-tubulin complex localization.